AUGCACGCCCGCCUUGACGACGUCCGCGCCCACGUUUCUGACAUUGACUUCAACGCUCGACUGUCGAUCUUCGCCAUCGUCGCGAAGGACGAGCUGGAGGGCAUCCGCGCGCGCGGCUGGGACCUCUCCUUCACCAAGACGACCGACCAUCGCGGACGUCACCCCCAUCGUCUGACUACUGCUGCUACACUACCCCUGAUCCAAGCCGCCUUCCACUGGCAGCUCGUCGACACGAUCGCGGGCGAGGACAAGGCGACCGGGAUACGCGGAGGCCUCGGCGCGCAGCUCAGACCCGAGACGAAGAACAAGCCGAAGAAGGUGCGCGAAGAGAUUGUGACGCAGAAUAGUGAGGAGGCGAAGCGCGAGCAGAAGGAGGAGGAAGAGGAGAAGCGCGCAGCGGCGAAGCGGAAGGUGGAGGAGGACCGUCUGAGCAAGUUGAGUGCGGUGCGAUAUGACAAGACCGGUGCAUCGUUCCGGUCGCAAGCAAGCGCACGGUCCUCGUCACCUUGGACGCAUCUGCGCGCGGCGUCGACUACCCUCACGCGUCAUCCAGCUCCCGAGCGCCGAGACGACAAUUAGCCACAUGCAGAUAUAUUGCUUCUGCCAGCCCCUCUCUCGAUGUUUGCCUCUGUCUCAUAUCUGUAUACUAAAUAGAGCUCAUGUAUGAGCUGUUGAUAUCAUAGUCUCUUCAUUCCAUUUGUGAUAUCUAUGACU
Messenger RNA from Fomitopsis serialis, 714 nucleotides. RefSeq lists its product as uncharacterized. Gene Ontology annotation, molecular function: calcium ion binding. The record is from RefSeq and is a predicted model, not a curated record. The transcript has 3 exons. Bases 1 to 579 code for a protein of 192 amino acids. Gene Ontology annotation, biological process: endoplasmic reticulum calcium ion homeostasis. Gene Ontology annotation, cellular component: endoplasmic reticulum. Lineage: Eukaryota; Fungi; Basidiomycota; Agaricomycetes; Polyporales; Fomitopsidaceae.